Paralichthys olivaceus (Japanese flounder) is the source of this 2050-nucleotide messenger RNA. RefSeq names its product divergent protein kinase domain 1Ab (gene dipk1ab). The record is from RefSeq and is a predicted model, not a curated record. Lineage: Eukaryota; Metazoa; Chordata; Actinopteri; Pleuronectiformes; Paralichthyidae.
CUCAGCGUGCAGCCUCGCCGCACCAAAGCGCUCAUCCACGUAGCCGCAGUCACAAACACUGUGGUUUUAUCAUCGGAAGUGUAGCAGGGGUCGGGGCAACAGACGUUUCCUGACUCCGUCUGAAGGAGAAGUGACUGAUUCCUCCGGCAGCUGGUGUGAGAUGGUUCGCGUCGGCCAUGGCAAGGGGUCUGUUUCCGUGGGGGUUCGUCAGAAAGCCUCUGUACAUCCAGGCCAGAUUCUCCUACCUUCAUAUGAGGUACCUGUUCUUCUCCUGGCUGACGCUGUUCGUGGGCAGCUGGAUCGUGUAUGUGAAGUACUCAUCCUACACAGAGCUGUGUCGAGGACACGACUGCAAAAAUUCAAUAUGUGACAAAUAUAGAAAAGGAGUCAUUGAUGGCUCUGCCUGCAGCAGCCUGUGUGAGAAGGACACGCUUUAUCUGGGGAAGUGUUUCACUGCCAAGCCCAACAGCCAGGUUUACUCAGGGAGCUGGGGAGACCUGGAGGGAGUCAUUAAAUGCCAGAUGGAGGAGGCUCCCCAUUACGAUUUAGGAAGUGAGAUGGAGCCCAGGAAGGAAGCUGCGGCCUUCGACAAGCCCACCAAGGGCACCUCAGUGGAAAUGUUCAGGGAGAUGAUCCUCAAUCACCUAAAGACUAAAGUGGGGGAACAGGCCAACCUCGCAGACCUGGCAACCCAAGUGUUGUUAGUUGCCGAUGCCAACAAGGACGGUCACGUCUCUCUGCCCGAGGCUCGCUCCACGUGGGCUCUGCUUCAGCUCAAUGAGUUCCUGUUAGCUUUAGUCUUACGAGACAGAGAGCACAUGCCAAAGCUGCUGGGCUUCUGCGGAGACCUGUAUGUGAUGGAGAAGGUGCCACACUUUCCUCUGUAUGGCAUCAGCCUACCCUGGAUUAUGGAGGUGUGGAUUCCUACAGGUCUGCGUCGCAGCAUGGACCAGUGGUUCACUCCCUCCUGGCCGCACAAGGCCAAGAUCUCCAUUGGACUGCUGGAACUGGUUGAGGACGUUUUCCACGGCACCUUCGGCAGUUUCCUCAUGUGUGAUGUGAGUGCCACCAGUUUCGGCUACAACGACCGCCACGACCUGAAGGUGAUGGAUGCGUGGUACAUCGUUCCCGAGGCCUCCUUCCAAGAAGGCAUUAGGCAACAGCACUGCAACGUGGACGAGGACUGUCUCUACGGGGCUGAUUGCCUCACUUCCUGUGACCUCACCAAGCACCGCUGCACACCAGAGGUGACCAGGCCAAACUUGGCCAAAGCCUGUGAAGCAAUCAAGGACUACGUUCUGAGGGGGGUGCCAUCUGACAUGCGCGAGGAGCUUGAGAAGCAGCUGUACGCCUGCAUUGCACUGAAAGGUUCAACAGAACAGAUGGAAAUCGAGCACUCACUGAUUCUGAACAAUCUUAAGACUCUGUUAUGGAAGAAAAUCUCUCACACAAAAGACUCGUAACAGAUAAGUCCUUAACAAAGGUACCAAGCAAGAAUCCUGUCCUUGAAUUGAUUUUUUAAAUAAAAAUGGUCAGUUUCAUUGUGGUAAAAAUAAGAUUCUCUUUAAUUCAACUCGACACUUAUAACCGAGUUGGUUGAGCGGCUGUUUCAAGUAUUAAGUUAUGUAAUAUUAAGGAAACUUUGACGCACUGGAGCAAAAUGAUAAGUGGUUUUUCAAAAUCGUGACUGAUAAAUAAACUUGACUAAGAAUCAUGUGCACGAACUGUAAGUGCUUACUUCAGCUUUGUCAGUGAAGUCUAAAUUGAGCAGAGCAGUAUCUUAUCUGGGUUGUUCUAUUUUUCCCCAUUACCAAGUCACAGUCGGCACAACAGAUUCUAUAGACAAGUGACAACUUGUGUGAAACAGUCAUGCUGACUUUGCAGAACCAAUCAGCCUUCAUUGCAUGACCCAAACAUACAGAUACUUUUUAUCACUGUCCAAUCAGCCCGUUAGCCACAGUGCUAUUGAAUAAUUUAGCUAUACCAUAAUACCCUGAGGAUCAUGAAGGAAGAGGAUACAUAGGUACAAUUUGACAAAGUACACAAGAGA